AUGGCGACCGACUCUGCGCAGAUCGAGGACUGGGCUGACGAAGUUUUUGCUGCGGCGGGGAAAUCAACCACCUGGUCCGUGUCAGAGGUCCGUUGUCCGGAGGAGGGCUGCCCACCUGUGGAGACUGUGCUGACAGAUCUCGGCGUCAAAGCACCGAAGCCGGGGAAUGGUGUGUACAAGGUCUUCAAACCCAUUGCUGACGUCCAGAAGGAAGACAUUCAGCAGGCACUCAUGCCCAGCCAAAGCCAUGGUCAUGGAGACGAUUCACAUGGUGCCCACGCUGGGCAUGGUGGGGACAGCCACUGCUGCGAUGGCCACGAUGGCCAUGAUGCGCAUAAGGGACAUGAUGGCCAUGAUGCGCAUAAGGGGGGACAUGAUGGCCAUGAUGCGCAUAAGGGACAUGAGGGCCACGGAGGCCACGAGGGGCAUUCAUGCCAUGAGGACCACGGCCACGGUCAUGGCCACGAGGAUUCCGGGCAUGCAGCGCAUGGUGCCGCACAUGGUCAUGGAAGUCACGAGUGA
Molecule: messenger RNA, 522 nt
Organism: Symbiodinium necroappetens
Lineage: Eukaryota; Dinophyceae; Suessiales; Symbiodiniaceae
Source: the annotation of a GenBank genome assembly